Molecule: messenger RNA, 7789 nt
Organism: Scleropages formosus (Asian bonytongue)
Lineage: Eukaryota; Metazoa; Chordata; Actinopteri; Osteoglossiformes; Osteoglossidae
Product: protein piccolo-like
Exons: 24
Coding region: 1-6027 (2008 amino acids)
Biological process (GO): presynaptic active zone assembly; protein localization to synapse
Cellular component (GO): axon; cytoskeleton of presynaptic active zone; GABA-ergic synapse
Molecular function (GO): structural constituent of presynaptic active zone; protein binding
Source: RefSeq, a predicted model, not a curated record
AUGGGUGCAGUCGACCUUACUACCACAAAACCAGUACAAACGGUAACUUCAAUCAAGGAGUCCACCUCACAGGUGAUCACCUCUGUUGCUGAGGAAGAUGGCAAGCCUGUGGAUCUUACAGGGAUCUGCACAGCACCGCAACCAGCUACUACACUGCCUGAAGAUCGGUUUGGAUACCGAGAUGAUCAUUAUCAGUACGGUCGUGUUGGACUCAAUGGCACAAAAGGUUUAAGUGGCCUGAAACCCUCCAUGUCUGAUACCAACUUAGCGGAGGCUGGAUUUUUCUGGAAUGGAUUCCAGUGGUAUGAUACAGUCCAUACAGACUCUACAAAACCAGUUGUUCCUACAGUUACUGCAAUUCCAGGUGCAUACAUUGAUGGAUCGCUGGAGACCAUAGCAGCACCACUACAGGCAUUGCCUGCUUCAGUCCUCCUUGCACCAGAAGGAAGCAAAGAUCAACAGUACCAAAUGGAACGUGAACUCCUUGAACUUGAGAAAGUGAAGCAGCUGCGCAUGGCUGAGGAGAUUGAGUGGGAGCGACAGGAGAUCCAAAGGUUCCGUGAGCAGGAGCAGCUUAUUGUCCAGCAGGAACUGGAGAAGCUGCAGACGAUGAAGCAGCAGCUCCUGCACCAGCAAGAAGAAGAGCGGCAGGCCCAUCUGAUAAUGCAACAGGAGACUUAUGCCCAGCAUCAACUGCAGCUGGAGCAGAUCCAUCAUCUUCAGCAGCAGUUGCAGCUACAUCUGGAGGAGCAGAAGAUGAGACAAAUAUAUGGCUAUGAUCCCUCUGAGACUGUCCCUCCACUAUCUAGUUCAGAGCAGAUUUCACAAGAACAGCAGUAUUUAGGUAGUGAAAAUGGUCAGUUCUGGCCAGUGCAGGAUGAUACUGCAGUGACCUCUGUUUUCACUGGCUUUGACUUUCCUCAGAAGCAAUCCUGGCUCCCAGUGACAACUCAGGGUGUCACCCCAAAUACCCUAAGUGUGCCCAGAUCUGAACUGUCUGGUAAGGAAUCAAAAGGACAAGAAUGUCUACAGCUCAGCAACCAAGUACAAAGUGUGCCAGGGCAGCAUGACGGGCAGAAGAAAAUAGACAGUGGGGUUCAAACAGAUGGCGAGGACAUAGUGGAUAGGGCUUAUGCAGGACGGAGACGGAGGAGCAGGAAGAGCGUGGACAGCAGUGUUCAGACAGAUGAUGAGGAUCAAGAUGGGUGGGACGUCCCUGCCAGGAGCAGGCGCCGGUCUCGUUCCACUAGAUAUGUUGAUGGAGAGAAAGGAAAGCAGGCUUCUAAGCUGUCUAGCAUUGCUAUACAGACGGUAGCUGAGAUCUCAGUACAGACAGACCCAUCGGGGUCUUUGAAACGGCCAUCAGUCAGGGCUCAUGUGGACACAAAGGUAGAAUUGUCUUCCCCAGAAAAGCCUCACAGAGGAAGCAGUUUCAGCUCUGAGAGGAAAUCGCCUCAAAGGGACAAGAAGCGCCCAACUCCACUUGAAAUAAGCUACACUACACACCUGAAAGCAGAUUCUUCCUCCCUCCAAGUAGCCCCUUCUCCUCCCAAGUCCCCCAAAGUGCUCUAUUCACCCAUCUCUCCCCUGUCCCCAAGGAAAGCAUUAGAAUAUGCAUCAUAUGAGAAGUCCAUCCAAGAUUCUAGCCCACAGAAAAUUACAGCUGUGGAACCUUCGAAAACUCCUCCAAAAAGUCCCCGGGCAGUGAAGGGUGUGCAGCGCCCUACAUUGGAAUCCAAGACAUCGAGUCCAGCAGGAGAUGAGCAAUCAGGAUCUAACUUACCGUACUCUGAUGGCUAUUUGGGCAAAAGCUCACAGAGCAGUACCCCUUCUGGCACCCAAAAGAAAGUGAAACGCACUCUUCCAAACCCACCCCAAGAGGAAGAAUCAGCUGGCAGCCAGGCCAGUUACAGCACUGGUUCUGCUCGACGUCGCCUCUGCCGGAACACCACCAUGGCUCGGGUCAAGAUCCUGCAAGACAUUGACAGAGAACUUGAUCUGGUCGAGCGUGAGUCCUCCAAGCUUAGGCAAAAGCAAGCUGAGCUGGACGAGGAGGAAAAGGAGAUCGAUGCCAGGCUAAGAUAUUUGGAAAUGGGGAUUAACCGAAGGAGGGACGCCUUGCUCAAGGAGCGGGAAAAGAGGGAGAGAGACUACCUGCAGGGGGUUGCAGAGGAGAGAGAUUACAUGUCGGAUAGUGAAGUCAGCAAUAUCCGGGAGAAGAGGGGGGAUAGUCAUGGGUUAGAGCGGCCAAAAACUGCUCCACAGUCAGAGCUUAAUAAAUUCAUCCCACCACAGACUCAGCCCACAAGCCCGUACACACAGUACCAGUAUGCCACACCAACGCAAGCCCCUCAGCAGACUCUUUACCAACAGUCAUCCUUCUAUGAAUGUCAGCAGACAUCCCCGUACCAGUCCAUUUAUUCGUCAGUCCCUACCCCGUCCUAUCCCCAGGGCUCACACCAGCACUCCCAGCCACGGGGCUAUCAGCAUACUUCUCAGACUCAAAUGAUUCACCAGAAACCUAGGCAGACAGCAUUGUCUGACUUGGAACCAAAGAUCACAACAAACUAUGAGGUUACACGUAAUCAACCAGCCAUGACUGGUCCAUCUUCUGCAGACACCAUGUAUGGUUUGCCCCAUUUGGGGGGCAAAUACAGCAACCUAAACAUACGGAUGGGUCUGGAUGAGAGGGGCAGCGUGGCCAGCAGCCCCAUGUCCAGCGUAUCAGCUGACUCGAUAUAUGCAGAUAUUGAUCAUCACACUCCCAAGAAUUACCUCUUGUUUAACGACAUGGGUGAAAUCACGAAGGGCUCGACUGCACUGUCCUCUACCUUCAGCAUUCCUGACAAGGACAUAGCUAAGGCUGAUCGUCUCCUGCGUGCAGCUGAAAUGAGAGACUAUCUGGGGCCACUGCAAGCCUCCUUAAGGCUCCAUCCUUGUAUGAAGGUCCAGGAAGAUGCGAUGGAAGAACCCUAUGAGCUGAAGCUUUUAAAGCAGCAGAUAAAGCAAGAAUUCCGUCGGGGUGCAGAUGGCCUGGACCCACUUACAGGCCUUCAUCACUACUAUCCCAGUGAUAGCAAUUACAGGCACUUCCACAAGGCAGAAAAAUACAGUAUUGGCAGACUGACCCUAGAGAAGCAAGCUGCCAAACAGCUUCCCGCUUCAGUACUGUACCAGAAACAGGCAAAGCACAGGAAAUCGCUGAUAGAUCCUAAAAUCACAAAGUUCUCUCCUAUCCAAGAAAGCAGAGACAUUGGACUAGAUUACAGUAGCUAUUUGACACCAAGCACUCCCCAAGUAAGUAGUCUUGCCUCAAGAGCAAGGCUGCUACAGGAUGAUAUUACAUUUGGACUGAGAAAGAGCAUAACUGAGCAACAAAAAUACCUUGGCUCAACGUUAGGAUCUAAUAUUGCACAAUCUUUUAAUCUAGGCCAAAGUCUAAAUCUAAGCCAACACCUGAGAUCUUCUCUUCAAGAUGACACAACGUAUCCUAGUGGUAGUCGGUCAAGACCUUCUUCUAGGCCAUCCUCUGUUUAUGGCCUUGACCUUUCUAUUAAAAGGGACCUAUCCAGCUCCUCUCUGAGGUUAAGGAUGGAGAGUGACGGAACCUCUCUGUUGAGGACCAAACCUACCAAUCUCCCCAUCAGCCAAAGCAGGGGACGUAUUCCAAUUGUAUCACAGAACUCUGAGGAAGAGAGUCCCCUGAGUCCGGUCGGUCAGCCGAUGGGCAUGGCUCGGGCUUCCGCCGGGCCUCUCCCACCCAUAUCAGCUGACUUAAGAGACCAGUUUGGCUCAAGCCAUUCCCUCCCAGAAGUUCAGCAGCAUAUGCGAGAGGAGUCCAGGGCACGGGCUUAUGACCGCGACAUGGCCUUCCUAAUGGAUGACAUACAAGGAGUAGUGCCUGAUAGUGAAGCAGCGGGAAAAAACUGGAAUGUACAAGCGUAUCACCUGCGUCAAGAGGAAACAGACUGGUUCGACAAGCCUCGAGAGACCUGCGGUGCCAAUGGUCUCCUGCUGGACCGGAAACUGGUUUCUCAUAAGCAGAUGCGCCAGCAUGGAGAGAUCAAGCCCAGUCUGUACCCCUUCCCUCAUACUAGAGUCACAAUACAGAGGGAUCCAAAAGACCGUAGUGUUUCAGGCAAUGGACUUGGUCUGCGAGUGCUGGGUGGAAAGGAGAUCCCUGGGAACACAAGAGAAAUGGGAGCGUACGUGGCCAGUGUUGUACCUGGAGGUGCCGCAGAACAGACCGGAAAGAUAGUGGAGGGAAUGCAGAUCCUGGAGUGGAAUGGAGUUUCUCUGACUGGUAAAACCUAUGAAGAAGUUCAGGGCAUCGUGAGUCAACCAUGCGGGGAAACAGAAAUCUGUGUUCGACUGGAUUUGAACAUGCUUUCAGACCCUGAUCAUCCACAGUGCCUGGAGCUCCAGGACCAAUCAAAGCCUGGCCCUGCGGGAGACAGGCAGAAGUCCCCGGGAGUGGACCCGAACCAGCUCGCCGCUGAACUGCAGAAGGUCUCUCAGCAGCAGGCACCUUCGGCAGUGGCGUCCAGCCUCCAGGAAAAAGGACUCAAUGUUCAUUCGAGUGCCACGUUGGCCGCCUCAAGUGUCGUCCACAGCUCGGGACACCCGGGAUCCCCUUCUGUCAACAAGAAACGACAGAGCAGCAAGCCUGCAGAAGCAGCUAAGAUCCAGACCCAUCCAAUAACUGGAGAUAUCCAGCUUCAGCUCAACUAUGACAGAAACGUUGGGAAUCUAAUCGUCCAUGUGCUACAAGCGAGAAACCUGGCCCCCAGAGACAACAACGGCUACUCGGACCCCUUUGUUAAAGUGUACCUCUUACCAGGGAGAAGCCAAGUCAUGGUUGUCCAGAAUGCAAGUGCAGAGAAUAAGAGAAGAAGCAAAUCUUCACAGAGAAGCCUGAACCCAGAGUGGAACCAGACGGUCAUUUACAAAAACAUCCACCUGGAACAACUUAAGAAGAAGACUCUAGAGGUAACCGUGUGGGAUUACGACAGAUCUUCCUCCAACGACUUCCUGGGAGAAGUGCUGAUCGAACUGUCCAACACGGCGCAGCUGGACAAUCUGCCCCGCUGGUUCCCCCUGAAGGAGCAGGGCGAGAUCCUUGAUCAUGGGCGGCCCCGUUCGGGUCAGGGCAUCCCACAACCCCCCAAGCCCUCCGUCAUCAAGAGCCGCAGCCAUGGCAUCUUCCCCGAUCCUUCCAAGGACAUGCAGCUGCCCACAAUUGAGAAAUCCCAUAGCAGUCCAGGUAGCUCCAAGUCGUCCUCCGAGACCCACCUUCGCUCCCAUGGACCAUCCCGCAGCCAGAGCAAAGGCAGUGUCACUCAAACACACCUGGAAGAUGCAGGCGUUGCCAUAGCAGCAGCUGAGGCAGCGGUCCAGCAGCACCGCUACCAGCCAACAAGGCCUGGUCACAGGCCAACGGAAGCAUCCGUGAAAACGGUCCCUGCAGUCACCAACCUGAACCUGGAGGAGGAGGGUGGUGCCGAUGCAGUCGACAGCGCCAUUUUCCAAGUACCUCAGAUUGGAAAGGCAAUCCCUAAUGGUACAGAUAAAAUACGAGGACUGGACCCUGGGGAUAAUCAAGGUAAGACGCAAGUGAUGGGGGAAAUCAAGAUUGCCCUGAAGAAAGAGACCAAGACAGAGGGGGAGCAACUCAUUGUGGAGAUACUGCAAUGCAGGAACAUCACCUUCAAGUUCAAGUCUCCAGACCACCUCCCAGACCUGUACGUGAAGCUGUACGUGGUCAACGUGGCGACACAAAAGAAACUGAUCAAGAAGAAGACCCGGGUGUGUCGGCACGACCGCGAGCCAUCCUUCAACGAGACCUUCCGCUUCACCCUGAAUCCCACCGGACACUCACUCCAGCUCUUCCUCGUGUCCAACGGGGGGAAGUUUGUGAAGAAGACACUGGUGGGAGAAGCCUACGUCUGGCUGGACAAGGUAGACCUGCGGAAGAGGACCACCAGCUGGCACAAGCUGCUGGCAAGCUCCCCUCAGGGCCAUCCCUAGGGCUCCGCCCCGGCCAAUCAGUAGGGGGUAGCCUCACGCCCUUGCCGAGCAACAGUCUCACUGCUCAGUUCCUCUGGGGAGGGAAAGGGGGGCGACAGGGAUGCUGGGGUCCGGCGUGGCCUCGUGCCUCAUGAGGUGGGUGGGGGAUGGGAACUGACGGUCCAAACGACUCACUGUCAUCGGUCCUGGUGAGACGUUUGUGGAACAGAGCAGAAGCGAGGAGGACAGAGGCAGAGGGAGAUCAAUGGGAUGAGAAUUAGAAGGCGGCGAGGACCCCGGGGGUGCUGGACGUGUCAGUCGCUGUCAAUUCCCAGAGCGGAGAGGAACUGCAGGGGGGUCUCAUUGAGCGGGUGCGCGGCACACCAAGAGGGACACCAGGCGUCAAGUCUUUUGAAGCUGGAAACAAUGAAACCAUGUGACCGGCUGCCAGUCCGCAGGGUCCUGGCACCGACACAGUCCGCAAACACAUGAACACAGCGCCAUUGGACACAGAGAGCCUGUGUGUACCGCUAGUGUAUUGUUUCGCGCCUUUCUAGCUGGCUUGACCCGCAGCUUUAUCCUUCCACCCUCCUGCAUCGCUGCGCCUCAUGCAGCCACACGUUUGCCAGCCAUCUUUAUGUUUCAGGUGUUUAUUUCAAUGAUAAUAUUUAAUGGAACCCUGGCGAACGCAGCCACUUGCGGAAACAUAGCCUAAGCCAGAUGUAUUUCCAUGUUGCAAAGGGCGAUAAAACACACAAGUAGAAACAUAAAUAAGUGGAGAGACACCUGGCGGCUGUGGGAGGUUCUCCGAGAUCCGAGGAUGGCUGACAGCUGCCCCGACACAUUGUUUCUUGUGUUUAUUAUUCUGCGAAUGCUGGAAUAUGUUUCUUGAACAGUUAUGGUCAGGGAAUGUAUAUGUUUGUCUUUAAAAUGUCCAGUCUAUUUAAAAUGUUUCAGCACAGCAUUCCUUUACCUGGAAUCAGUGAUGUAAUUUUCCAGCAGGUGUUUGAUGACACAAAUAACAAUUUUGCUGCUAAUCUCCUUCCCUGUUGUAGACUAUAUGUUUAUAUGGAGUGAAUAUGUUGAAAAUAUAAGAGUCUAGAUGUACAGUGUGUAUGUGCUCUUACUGGACAGACUGGAAGUACUAGAGUAAGCGACUCAGGAGUGAUAACUGCUGUAAGGAGCUGCUCCGCACAUACUAACUAGAAAUAAUAUACUGACAUAAAGACAUAAUUCACUUCUAUUGUAGAAGCCUUUUCGUUAAUAGUAGGUAUGUCCUGUAAAAGACAAUCUGGUAAAUACACUUUGGGUGAUUUUCCAAAAAAAACACACACACACACACACACACACACACACACACACACACACAAAACACUGAGCACAAAUUAUUUACCCAAAUUCAUUUGCACUAUAUAAUGCUAUUUAAUUCGUUUUUAGACGUGCUACUGUGAAUUGUGGUUAUCAUUGUAGAAAAAAAUACAAUAAAACCACAAUAUUCUGUCCCUUUUUAUGUAGACGAAUAGCUGAUGUGAUCCAAAAAAGUCUAAAAAAAGAAGGGGGGGGGAUGCAGAAAUAAUCCAGCUCUUUCAGUUUGCAUAUUCACUCACAUCCUUAGAGGCCUCUUGUCUCUCUGGGGUCAACCUCGAUUGCAGUUGUCAUGGUAACCUGACGUUUGGGUGUCACUUUUCGGGCGUUGAGCAGUCAGAAAAAGGCUUUAUUUUACAUUUGUUCUGAUUUUAACAAUCAAGGUGGUAUCUAAUGUACCAUAGCAAAUGAUUGUCAC